ACCUUGUCACAUCUAUUCAAUAUAUUAAUUACAGCAUGUAUUGCAGUGAUGAAACUGGAGGAAUCGUGGUGGACAUAGGUAGUUCAUCCAUCAAAAUGGGAUAUGGAGGAGAAGAUGCCCCGAAAGCUGUGUACCCCUCAUCUUACGGUUACAAUAUUCAAGAUCCGUCUGCAUUCUAUUUAGGCACACUCGAUCUCAACACUCGUCGGGAUCAGAUGGAUAUUAGUCCCUGCCUUGUGGACGGAAAGAUAACAAACUUUGAUGCUUUAGAAAAGCUUCUCCAAUACGGAGUGAGUUCCGGCCUUCACUACAACGCAUCGGAGCACCCGCUCUUCAUCGUGGUGGACCCCUUCUUCUACAACGAGCAGCUCUUCAAACUCGCAGAGCUCGCCUUCGAAAAACUCGGUUUCCCCGCGAUCUACUUCAUGAAAUCCUCCUCCUGCAUCGGCUUCUCCCUCGGCAAGACGACCUGUCUCUCCGUGGACUUCGGCGCCAGCGGAAUCCGCGUGGUUCCCGUCUUCGACGGCUACUCCCUGAUGAUGUCGAGCGUCGUGUCUCCCUACGGCGGCAACUACCUCAACCAGCUGCUCAGCGAGAAGCUGAAAUCGAAGGAGAUCCAGGUGACGGCGCCGUGCUUCAUCAAGAAACAAACCGUCGAAGGCGUGGUCGCCAACAUCCAGAAGAUCCAAUUCCCCAACACGCGGCCGUCUUUCGUUACUUAUUCGCAGAUGAACAUCAUCCGGGAUAUGAAGGAAUGCUGCUUCCGCCUCGCUCCCAAACCGCUCUCGCAGGCACCGCCGCCGUCGACGCCGAUUUCGUACACGCUGCCUGAUAACAUGGAGGUGCAUUUGGACCAGGAUUCGUAUUAUAUCCCCGAGGUGAUGAUGGUGGGGACGGGGACGGUGCGGGAGAAAACGCAGCCGUUGCCGGACACGAUGUUUCAGUGCGUGCAGAAGUGCGAUGUGGACAUUCGAAAGGAGCUCACGAAUAAUGUGGUGCUGGCAGGCGGCGGUGCGUGCAUGAAAGGGCUGUCGGAUCGACUGAAUUACGAGCUAGGGAAGCUGUUUAAUAGUGUGAGGAGAGGGAGAGGGCUGUAUCUCACGGAGCCGAUUUAUAGUCCGUUCAAUGCGUGGACGGGCGGAUCGAUCAUCUGCUCGUUGGGCUCCUUCCAGCAGCUGUGGAUCUCGAAGAGUGAGUAUCAUGAGAAGGGGAAUGAAAUCGUUCUGAAUCGUUGUUGA
This is a messenger RNA of Blastocystis hominis, 1238 nucleotides long. RefSeq lists its product as hypothetical. Gene Ontology annotation, molecular function: chromatin binding. Bases 36 to 1238 code for a protein of 400 amino acids. Gene Ontology annotation, biological process: regulation of transcription by RNA polymerase II. NCBI's taxonomy places the organism in Eukaryota, Bigyra, Opalinata, Blastocystidae. Gene Ontology annotation, cellular component: SWI/SNF complex; NuA4 histone acetyltransferase complex. The record is from RefSeq and is a predicted model, not a curated record. The transcript has 12 exons.